This is a messenger RNA of Camellia sinensis, 1700 nucleotides long. The record is from RefSeq and is a predicted model, not a curated record. NCBI's taxonomy places the organism in Eukaryota, Viridiplantae, Streptophyta, Magnoliopsida, Ericales, Theaceae.
AGACAAUGUUGAAGCAUGGGUCCAUUUCAAUGGCGAAAAACCACAACCAUGGCCAAAAUGCCCUAGAACAACACCAAGUUGUGGUGGUGAUGGUACCAUUUCCAGCACAAGGCCAUCUCAACCAACUCCUCCAACUCUCACGCCUCCUCUCCUCCUCCUCCUACCACCACCACAUCCCCAUCCACUACGUUGGCUGCGCAGCCCACAACCGCCAAGCCAAGCUUCGAGUCCACGGUUGGGACCCCAUUUCAUCAACCAACAACAACAACAACAACAUCCAUUUUCAUGAUUUCUCAACCCCUCAUUUUCUCUCUCCUCCACCCAACCCAAAUGCCUCCAUUAAAUUCCCCUCUCACCUCCAACCUUCCUUCGACGCCUCGACGCAGCUUCGCGAGCCGGUCGGGGCAUUUCUACGAACACUCUCUGCCUCUGCUCGAAGAGUCGUUGUUAUUCAUGAUUCUUUGAUGGCUUCUGUGGUUCAAGAUGUGGCGUCGAUACCAAACGCUGAGUCUUACGUUUUUCGUAGUGUGUCGGCUUUUACUCUCUUUUUAUACACUUGGGAAGCCAUGGAAAGGCCGUUUGCAAUUGAUGCCGAGAUACUCAAAGACGUUCCUUCAUUGGAAGGGUGUUUCACUGCUGAGUUUGAGAGAUUCCUUAGCAACCAAGUUGAUUACCAAAAGUACAGCUCUGGCUAUCUUUACAACACCAGCAAAGCAAUUGAAGGUCCGUACCUCAAUUUGCUUGCAAAGGAACAGAUCAGCAAAGGCAAGAAACACUGGGCCAUUGGACCAUUCAAUCCCGUGGCAAUACAGCACAGCACAAACACCAAUCAACGCCAUGAAUGUUUGAAGUGGCUUGACAAACAACCUCCAAACUCAGUGAUAUACGUUUCUUUCGGAACCACCACCUCUUUCACCGAUGAACAGAUCAGAGAGCUCGCAGUCGGGUUAGAACAGAGUGGUCACAAAUUCAUUUGGGUACUCAGAGAAGCUGACAAAGGAGAUGUGUUUGUUGGAGAAGUGAGGAGAGCUGAGCUGCCAAAAGGGUAUGAAGAGAGAGUAAAAGGGAGAGGCAUGGUGGUGGGAGAGUGGGCGCCACAGUUGGAAAUUCUGGGUCACCCAUCAACAGGUGGGUUUGUGAGUCACUGUGGUUGGAAUUCAUGUAUGGAGAGUCUUUCUAUGGGAGUUCCAAUCUUGGCUUGGCCAAUGCACUCGGACCAGCCAAGGAACACUGUGCUCGUGACCAAAUUUUUAAAAGUUGGUGUGGUUUUAAAGGAUUGGGGCCGUCGAGAGGAGUUGGUUACGGCGACAAUGGUUGCAGAGGUGGUGAAGAGAUUGAUGGGUUCGGAGGAAGGAGACAAUAUUAGGAAGAGGGCGGCGGAAUUAGGCGGAGCCGUGCGGGAAGCAGUCGCGGAAGGUGGCGUUUCUCGCAUGGAGUUGGACUCUUUCGUUGCUCAUAUCAGUAGGUAGAUUUUGGAUUGAUAAAAGCCUAUCUCCCAGAAAAGCACAAAAUCUUUUCUUUUCUGAUUCCAUUUUCCGGGUCAAUAAACAUGCUGUUUGUUUGUGAUUAUGACCUGCAUUUGGAUUGCAAACAUCUUUUGUGAUAAUAAUGGUGUGUGAUGUGCUCUACACAGUGUUCCUUUAAUUACAUGCUCACGAAUUUCUUACGUUUAAUGUUAAAAUUGCGGGAUUGUUUAUUUA